Messenger RNA from Synchiropus splendidus (mandarinfish), 1820 nucleotides. RefSeq names its product syntrophin, gamma 2 (gene sntg2). Gene Ontology annotation, molecular function: structural molecule activity; protein binding. Bases 200 to 1801 code for a protein of 533 amino acids. Gene Ontology annotation, cellular component: intracellular anatomical structure; dystrophin-associated glycoprotein complex. NCBI's taxonomy places the organism in Eukaryota, Metazoa, Chordata, Actinopteri, Syngnathiformes, Callionymidae. The record is from RefSeq and is a predicted model, not a curated record. The transcript has 17 exons.
GAGGAGCAGAGAGACCGUGCGUGCGUGCGUGCGUGCGCCGCGGAGGAAGCAGCAGCGGCCGCCGGUAGCCUCUCGUCCUCCCUGGGAACAGUCAUGGUGCGGCACAGCGGGACCCCGGUGGCUGAAGCGUCGCCUCUGGAUGAGUGACUCGAGCAACUCCGGGUGAAGUCAGCGACCGAAGACGCGGUGUUUAUGGGAAAUGAACGUGAAACAGACUCCGGAGCUGAUCGAGCGACCCGCCAGCCUUUUGGUCCCAACUUCGACAAAAACUGGAAUUGCUUUGCUCUACAAUGAGGAGACCAAGAACACGUUUGACGUCUGCCUGAAACUGACCCGAGAAGCGCUGACGAUUCAGAAGCUGGACGUAGUCUGCAUCAACGGAAGUGAGUGCGAUGUAAAUCACAGAACUGUUGUUCUCCGGAGACAAGCGACUGGAGGUCUGGGCCUGAGCAUCAAAGGAGGAGCGGAGCACAACGUGCCUGUGGUUAUUUCAAAGAUUUUCAAAGAUCAAGUGGCCGACCAGACGGGGAAACUGUUCGUGGGAGACGCCGUGGUGCAGGUCAACGGCAUCAACGUGGAGCGCUGCACUCACGAGGAAGUGGUUCACCUCCUGCGAACCGCCGGGGAGGAGGUCACCAUCACCGUCCGCUAUCUCCGCGAAGUUCCGUCGUUCCUCAAACUGCCUCUAGGUUCCCCCGGACCCUCAUGUGAUCACAGUCGGGUCUCCUCGCCGCUCUUUGACAGCGGCCUGCAUUUGAAUAGCAACGGCUCAGCGCCGUCCCCCCCCUCACCCUCCGACAACGAACCAAAGUAUGAGAAGCGCUGGCUGGAUGCCGUCUCCCUGCCCUUGUUGAUGGCAAGAGUCUCCAGAUACAAAGCCGGGACGGAUAAAUUAAGGUCCAACUGUUUUGAAGUCUUUGUCUUGGACGGCGCCAGCACCAAUAUUCUCCAAUUUUGCACUGCAGCGGAAAGCACAGACUGGCUCCAAGCAAUAUCCACCAAUAUCAGCGACCUGACGCUGGAGAACAUCAAGCUGGUCAACAAGUUCUGCUCUCCAGAUGAUCAGGUGGUUCACAUGGGCUGGGCCGGCGAGAGCUCCGAGGGCAGCGCCGCCACCCCACGCUUGGCUUUUAAGUUCCUAGCCCUGAGAGGACCCUAUUUCUACGUCUUCAGAAAUCCCCCGAUCAGCGCGGCCGACUGGGGACAAGCAGAGACGGCGUAUCACCUCUAUGAGGUCCUUUUCAAGGUUCACAAGCUGUGGAUGUCGGAGGACUGCUGGCUGCAGGCCAGACUCUACUUGGGUCUGGAACACUCUCCGCAGCAGCAGCAGGACAGCGAGUCCCUCUGCUUCAGUAUUCUGGUGGGCCACGGACACAGCCACACGUUCAGGGUGGAGCUGGCCACCGAGCUGGCCGUCUGGGAGAAGUCCUUCCAAAGAGCCGUGUUCCUGGAGGUGCAGCGAAUACGAUCCAAAAGCUACAUGUGCAGCAGCCAGGGGAACGUCCUGUGCUUCACCAUCGACUUUGGAUCAGGCUUCACAUGCUCGGAGGCAACCACCAAGGCGCUGCUCUGGCGAUAUAAGUUCUCUCAACUUAAAGGAUCCUCUGAUGACGGGAAGACCAGGGUGAAGCUGCUUUUCAAGAACUCCGAGAGCCAGCAGAUAGAGAUGAAGGAGUUGGAGUUUGCGAACCUAACCGCCGUCCUUCAUUGUAUCCACUCGUUUAUCGCCGCCAAAGUGGCCUCCAUGGACCCGCUCUUUACGUGCAGCCACAGCCUCGCCGGGAAUCACACGAACAGUUAAACCCUCAUCUGAAUUAUUA